AUGUCAGUCGCCGGAGCGAUUAACCCCUUACCCGCUACACCAAUCCCUGCCGGACCCACCACCACCCGCCGCCGUGUGGGCGAUUCUCUUGACGUAGUCUCCGAACGACCCUCGAAUUCUUCUGAUUUCUGCAGUACAGUCAAUUUAACCACCGCUAAUAACGUCGUUGUAUCGACGGAUUUGGACGGCGGAGAAACGAACGGCCAAGGAGGUCCGUGUUCCUCCCCAUCUUCGGAGGGUUCCUCGUCUACUGGAUCUCACUACCACCACGAUCACUAUCACCAAUUUCACAACCACCAAGCGAUUCGGUUCCUUCUCCUCCGUAAAUUCCGAUUUCCGUUUUUCCAAGGCAGCAGUGGCGGUGGAUCGGCGGCUGUGGUGGGGCAAGGGUUUAGAUCGGGAAGAAGCGUGGGCCGUCGGAUCUUGGGUCUCCUCAUGGUUCUCGUGGUCGCGUCCGUGUUCCUCAGGGUCUACCUCAUAGGUGGUGUAAGCGUGGUCGACCACGCGCGACUGAACGAGUUUGUCGUCGUUAGAACACUCCGUGACGAUCGGUCAAUGGCUCAACGCGAAGUCGCGGAAAACCAAGCUUCCUCUCAGCCAAUGCGCGUUCUCGAAAAGCUUCCCGUGAGUUUUUGUUCUCUCUCUUUGCUCUUUUACACUUAA
This is a messenger RNA of Thlaspi arvense, 663 nucleotides long. Lineage: Eukaryota; Viridiplantae; Streptophyta; Magnoliopsida; Brassicales; Brassicaceae. The record is from the annotation of a GenBank genome assembly.